AUGGAGUUAACUCUUAUAGCUCGGUGUCGCGAUGGACUGAUACUAGCUACAUCAAUUGAAGGAACAAACGACAGUAAUGUAAUCGUUUUUCUCCAUCAAAAAUUACGUGCAAUAUUUAUUCAUUUUUUCAGAACGACUUGGUGAAAUACUCAAAUCAAGCUAAAUUAAUUUUCAAAAAGUUGGCUGGCUCUCCUCAACAACAGAGUGUUGAAAGUGGUCCUUUUGUGUUUCAGUAAGUUUUAUCUUCAUAUUCAGACCCAAAAUGAAAAAAAAACAAUUUCAGCUACACAAUCAUUCAGAACAUAUGUGCUCUGGUUCUAUGCGAGCGAAAUUAUCCCCGAAAAACGGCAUUUUUGUAUCUUGUCGAUAUUGGUCAGGAGUUCCUGAACAGCUAUAGCUCAAAAGUUGAACAAGUCGUGCGUCCAUAUCAUUUCUUAGAUUUUGGUAAGCCUUUUCUUGUGUUGCCCCAACACCGCACAUUUUCUUCCAUUACAGAUAAAUAUAUCCAACAAGCAAAAAUGAGAUUCCAAGACACCAACAAGUUCGCGAUAAAUGCUGUUUCAAAUGAACUUCAAGAUGUCACCAGAAUCAUGGUUACAAACAUUGAAGACGUCAUACAUCGUGGAGAAGCGUUGAAUAGUGAGUAAAUUUUAUAUUUAAAGAUUAAAAAACGCGUGCCAAGAUCGAUUCAUUUUUUAUGCAAAAUGUGUUUUCUCGAGAAGGUGAAAAAUGAAUUUUGAUUUCAGUUCUCGAAAACCGAGCAUCGGAACUGUCAGGAAUGAGUAAAAAAUAUAAAGAUGACGCAAAAGCUCUCAAUAGACGAUCGACUGUUUUCAAAAUAGCCGCUUCAAUUGGUAUUGUAGGAAUUUUCUGCCUAAUCAUUCGCUUCGUUGUAUUCUAA
Molecule: messenger RNA, 901 nt
Organism: Caenorhabditis sp. 36 PRJEB53466
Lineage: Eukaryota; Metazoa; Nematoda; Chromadorea; Rhabditida; Rhabditidae
Source: the annotation of a GenBank genome assembly